Messenger RNA from Periophthalmus magnuspinnatus, 4797 nucleotides. It is a transcript of the gene rnf17, whose product is annotated as ring finger protein 17. NCBI's taxonomy places the organism in Eukaryota, Metazoa, Chordata, Actinopteri, Gobiiformes, Gobiidae. The transcript has 37 exons. The coding region runs from base 16 to 4635 and encodes 1539 amino acids. The record is from RefSeq and is a predicted model, not a curated record.
ACGUGCAGAGGAGCGAUGGAGUCCGAACAGCCUCGAGCCGCAGUGUGCCUGCUGUGUGGAGAGCGCUACUCCCUUCCCGAGGAUGAGCUGGAGGGGAACCUGCCACGGGUCUUGCUCUGUGGGCAUAUUUACUGCUCAUCUUGCCUGAGACCCCUGGAGCACAACAGUACCAUCACAUGUCCACAGUGUGAGGUGGAGUCCAUGCUGCCUGAGGCGGGGGUGGAUGGGCUGACAGAAGACUGCAGGAUCAUCGGGCUGCUUUACACAACCAAGAUGAACAAGAAGAGGCCCCACAGGUCCAGCCCUUCCACUUGGCCCAGGAACAGGGAACCUCUGCUCCAGAGUGGCCAGCAGCACAGGGAGGAUGACUCAGAACACUCUGAAGAUCUGCACAAGUUUGAGCAGGGGGUGGAUGAAGCUUUGGUUCGGGCCACUGAAAACCUAGCCCAGCUCGAGAACAUCCAAGAGACUCUCCAGAAAUGCUUGACUAAACAGGUUUCAAGAGAGAGGUCUCGGCUGCAGUCGGAGAUUACCCAGGCCACCUCCGAAGCUAUUCACUGCAUCCAGAAGUGGAAGGAGUCUCAGCUGGAGAAGCUCCCUGCACUGGAAUCCUACUUCACCCAAAUAGCGAGCCAGAUGGAGCAGGUUGAGGAGAGGGUGAGGAGCCUGCGGCUCGCCAUUCAGAAGGCCAGGGAAGUGCGUCGGGUCAAAUUCUUGGAGAAGUACUGCCCACUUGACGAGGUUCUGGAGACACUGCAGGCUCCAGUGGACAACCAGUUAGAUCUGAGCUGUCUCUCUGAGGUCACAGGUCUAAGAUGUGGCCUGAACUCUCACACUGUGGAAGAGACUUUGACUGUAUCCCUGGACUUAUUCUCAAACCACAAGGACACUUCCCAGAGUGAGGGGCCUCAGUGGCUUCACUCUAAUGACAAUCCAAAAGCCUUGUGCAGCAGCAGUCCAGGCAGUAGGAGCCCCUCUCUUGCACCCUCCCCCAGCCUGUUAUGCCAGGGCUCCACCUGUGACCUGGCCCCAGACGUCAUCAUUGAGGAGGUGUUUGAGGACAUCCAGCAGGUGUCCCUUCCUCCCACUGGCCCCCAACCAGCCUAUGACCAGACCAGGAGCAAGAGGAGGAAAACGCCUGCAAGCUACACUAGAAGUGUGACACAGUGGGUUGUGGUGACCCAUGUGGUGAACCCCAAUCACUUCUAUGUGCAAUAUGUGGCUGAGAAGAAGGAGGGCGAGCUCUUAUCUAAGAAGAUCAACCUGUUCUGCUCCAAGCCCAGCAGCCUCCUGUGUGCCCCCCACACACUGGACACAGGCUCUCUGAUCUUUGUCAAAUAUAAAGAUGGUCUGUGGCACAGGGCCAGAGUGAUGGAGUUGUCUCAGGCUGGAUACACUGGCAGAGUCAAGUGCUGCCCAGUCAUGCAUAUAGCCAGUGUGCAAGUGUUCUUCAUUGACACUGGUCUUACCACAGCUAUCACUGUUAAAAGUGAGAACAGAGAGUCUGAUGCAUUACUCAAGGCAGUCAACAACUACUUGCGCAGAAUGGUGGACGUGGCCAGGGCUGAGCUGGACUCAUUUGCUCCGCAGGCCAUCCGUUGCUGCCUCAAGGAUCUGGUGCCCUAUGACCUGACAAAAGGCUGGACUAAAGAGGCACAGGUUGAAUUUUGCAGUAUGGUUAACUCCACGACUGUGAAGAUGCACACUCUGGGACAGGAUAAAGACUCUCUGCUGGUGGACCUGAAGAAAGUUCCUUUGAACAGGGCCAGUGGCCCCCACAUAUCAGUCCGAGAACACUUGGUUUUCAUUGAGGUGGCCAGGUUUUACUCUCCUGUGACAGUGAGUAAGAAACCCUUACUGUACUAUCCUCCAGUCAGCCCCAGGACCCACACCGAGCUCAAUGCUGUGGUGUCUUAUAUCCACACCCCAGGAGACUUCUACAUUCAGCUGGUGGAUAACAUGGAGUCACUGCUUCUGUCAGAAAAGCUUCAGAAGUUUUACAGUACUCCCCUGGAGUCUGAAGAGGAGGACCUACGCAUCUACUGCCCUGUAAUCGGAGAGGCCUGCGUGGCUCUGUUUGAGGAUAAGAUGUGGUAUAGGGCUCAGAUCACAGGUCAUCCAGGUGGUAGAAAGGUGGAGGUGGUGUAUGUGGACUUUGGUAAUAAGGAGAUCCUGCCGGUAACAGACCUGAGGAAAAUCAAGGAUGAGUUUUUCGCCCUCCCUGCGAUGGCUAUCCACUGUUGCCUCUCUGAUGUGGUUCCUCUGGAUGGAAGGAAUUGGAGUGAAGCAUGUUCUUCUCGCUUUAUCAGCCUGGCCAACCAGAAACUGGUCACAAUGGUGGCUACAGCCAAAAGACCUCGGUAUGGACCUGUCCCCGUUAAAUUGUUUGAGAGCAGCCUGAAUGGACCUCUGGACAAUAUUGGGGAAAAGCUGGUGAAGGAGGUUCUGGCCUGUUUAAGAGAUGGAUCCAGCCAGAACAGCAGCAGACACAGCAGUGAGGACUCUACUGUGUGGGACCCUCCUCUGGAGCCAGGCUCAGAUGGGGCCAGUGCAGCAGACAUCCCCUCUGACUUCCAGCCCCAACUCCCACUGCCUGCCCAGCUCAAAGAGGUCAAGGUGCGAAUCAGCCACGUCAACUCCCCCAGCAGCUUCUAUGUACAGCUCACCAAGUACGACCCGUGGCUCAAACGGGUGUGUGAACUGCUCAGAAAGGAAUGUACUCAAAGGAAGCCGGAGGAUGUGGUGUGGAAGGCAGGCAUGUACUGUGCUGCUUACAUCAAUGGGAUCUGGGAAAGGGCCCAACUCUGUGCUGAUGUCCUGUCCAGCGAUAUUGCAGAGGUCAUUCGCUGUGACCAUGGCAACAAGGCAAAGCUGCACAUAAGCAACCUGCUGCUGCUGCCCCCUGAGCUGGUGGGCUCUCUGGCCCUGGAAUGCACUCUCUACAACAUCAGACCGGCAGGAGGCCGAUCCACGUGGACAGCUACUGCCUGUGACUUCAUCUCAUUCUAUCUGAGCGGAGCUUCAGCCAUCCUAACAGCAAAGGAGGUGGGUGAGGAACGCCCUGUGCCAGUCACUCUGUCCUGCUCUAACACCAUGGGGCAGUUUGUGAGCAUUGCAGACUCUCUGGUGAGCCAAGGCCUGGCCCUGCGAGAGAGAAGACCCAUGUCUGAUGCUGCUGGUUCUGUGGUGAGCCCAAAGGAAGCAGAUGUCCCAGACUGUGAGAAAAAAAGGACUCUUCCCAGUAGCUCCAGCAGUACUGCUAUGUCAGCCAGCCCCCUGUCAAGCCUUCGGCCCAAACCAUCCCCACGCUGCUUUAGGACCAUAGAGAUGAUUCAAACUCCAUUGUACCAUGCCCCUGAGCUGCCCUGCCCUGGUCACUUACUCAUGACCAUAUCUGCCAUUGGAGAAGAUGGAACCAUUUAUGCCCGCACCCCAAAUGCAGAGCGACAGUUGGAACAGCUGAAGAAGAUGAUCCAGCAGAGCAUGAAGUUUAAUCCAUGUCAGAAAAACUACACGUGGAAGAGCGUUGAGGGCUGUGUCAUCUAUGGACCUGACAUGCUCUGGCACAGAGGGCAGCGGCUGGAGGUGCUGGGAGGCCACGUCAAGGUUCAGUACAUUGACUAUGGGCAUGUGGAGAGCAUCCCUGUGGUGCAUGUUCACCCCAGGCUGCUGUGUGAGGAUGUGCCUCAGCUGUGUGUGCCCUUCCAGCUUCAUGGCAUCGCACCGGUGGGAGGGAGCUGGCAGAGAGAGGCUGUGGCUCUUCUCUCAGAGUUGUUGCUGAACCGCUGUGUGGAUGUGCACAUUUUGGAGCUACCCACAGACCCCCGAGGACCUCUGACUGUACAGGUGUUUGUGGACGGCCUCAGCCUCAGCACCAUCCUGAGUGAAAACAACCACGGCUCCCUGGAGUAUAUGGCCCUGCCUUCCCAGGCAACCUUUGGUAUUUCAGCACCAGCUUUCCUGGACGACUGGGAUAUUGACAUUGAGGGUAUGCUGGAGGAGGAAGAGCAGCAGCUGAGUUCCUUUAUCUACCCAGACUUGCCCACAGGAGAGAACUUCCCUGUCAGAGUAAAGCACCUGCGGACACCCAAUGAGCUCUUUCUGUGGCUACUGGAAGGAUUGGACACAAAGAUCAAUGGAGAGACUUUGGACGAUGCUCUGAUUAGAAUCAACACAGCCAUUGAUAAAGUCCCACGGCUCAGCAGCUUCCCCCGUGGAUGUCCAUGUCUGGCUGAGUACAGUGAUGGCAAAUACUACAGAGCUCUGAUCAUGGAUAUCAGCAGUGUGCAACCCCUCCUCCUCCUGGUUCACCAUGUGGACUACGGCUCCGAUGACACACUGCCCCCUACCAAACUGCGUCAGAUGCUGCCUGAGCUCCUUCCGUUUCCCACCCGCGCUCUCAAGGUGAAGGUGGCAGGUUUCAAGGCUUCGUUGAUGAACAGGGAGGAGGACAUCCUGCCCUACAGUCCUAUGUGGAGUGUCCAAGCAGCCAUGGAUAUGCUCGAUCUGCUGUGUGGCUACAUCACAGCCACUGUGGUGGCACGGGAGCCGGAGCUCACUGUUCUCCUGUACAAUGAAGAUGGCCAGCCAGUCUAUAAGCCGCUGGUCAGUAGCGGACUGGCAGAGUUGGAGUGACCACUGUACCUUUGUUUUAGUUAAGCUUUUUUAGUUUUUAUGAUGCUGUCUGUAUUGUUGAAGAUGCAGUAAGACUGCAGCCUGUUUUCAGUUUAUUUCCUGUUUGUUGUUUAACCUGAUCUUUUCAGUAUAAUUCAAGUAAAUAAAAUCUUCAAAUAAGGC